ACAAUCUACUUGAUCACCAUCAUCUCUCGUCAUCUCCAAUCACAGGAAAAAAUGGCGACUAGCCCUUUCGUCUUCGUUCCUUUCCUUCUCCUCCUCUUCACCACCUCUCUUUCUGAAGCAACCCGUCAAAACCCAUCAGGCGAUGCCGGUGUCGAUCCCGGGUUUGGCGGUUACUUCGGACCCGGAUCCGGGUUCGGAGGAAUACCCGGGUUCGGGAACGGGUGGAGCGGCGGAUACGGUGGUGGAUACGGGGGUCCGAGCGGUGGGUACGGGAAGGGAGGAGUGAUCAGGCCGACGGUGGUUUGCAGAGAAAAGGGUCCUUGUUUCGGUAAGAAGCUGAGGUGUCCGGCCAAGUGCUUCUCCUCUUUCAGCCGCUCCGGCAAGGGCUAUGGAGGCGGCGGCGGCGGCGGAGGAUGCACUAUGGACUGUAAGAAGAAGUGUGUGGCCUUUUGUUAGAUACAGACACACACACACAUAUAUAUAUAUGUAGUCAUGAUGGUAUGUUGUAGUAUGUGUUUAUGGUAUUGUAUUAGAGGUUUUAUGAUGUUGUCAUCUGAGGGAUAUAUAUAUAUAUAUAUCUAUGUACACGCAUGGGGAGUUUGUGUCUCCCUCUGUUUUGUAGCACUUUGUUUACGUAUGAAUAAAAGGGACAUUCGCGUUUAUGAGUUA
Tarenaya hassleriana is the source of this 669-nucleotide messenger RNA. RefSeq names its product glycine-rich RNA-binding protein GRP2A. The record is from RefSeq and is a predicted model, not a curated record. The coding region runs from base 52 to 456 and encodes 134 amino acids. The transcript has a single exon. Lineage: Eukaryota; Viridiplantae; Streptophyta; Magnoliopsida; Brassicales; Cleomaceae.